GCCCGUGCCGUCGAAAACAACAUACCGCAUAAUCCGUACCGCUCAAUUAUCCGGGGACUUCAUGGAACAUCUCUUUUUUCGCCAUUUCCGUUUCGUAGAACCGUGGAAUAGGUUGUGUGUGGAGUUCAUCUGCGGUUGCUCAGUACGGAAAUUUAAAGCAAACCCCCAAUUAAAACAUGCCAGACUGGAGAGAACGUGACGAUUCGGACCGCGGCUAUGGUGGCGGCGGCGGCGGCGGCGGUGGUGAUAGCUACAGCUAUGACCGGGAACGCCGGGACUACCGUAGCGACCGUGGCGGAUACGAUCGUAAUGGCGGUGGUGGUGGUGGCGGCUACCGUUCGGGUGGUUACGGAGGCCGCCGCGAUGACGACGGUGGUUACCGUGGUGGUGGCGGUGGCGGCGGCUACCGUGGAAACGGCGGUGCCGGCGGCGGCGGUGGCAGCCGUGGCCCGCCGAGGAUUGACCCGGCGACGGCAAAGACCGAAGUGUUUGAGGUCGAAGCCGACAAGGUUAAGUUCAUUAUCGGUCGCGGCGGUAACAAGAUCCGUGAGAUCCAGGACCGUUGCCGUGUGUCGGUGCAGAUUGACAAGGCUCGCAACGAGAAUGGCGCCAAUAAUGUGUCGGUCAUGGGCGAUCAGCUGAACAUUGAUCGUGCACGGGACAUGAUCAAUACCAUCAUUAACGAUGAUCGGCGGGACCGGGAAGACGACCGGCGGCGUGAUGGUGUUUCCAUGGCCUUCUAAGAUGCAUCUCGGGAACGAUGUUUCAAUGAUGAUGUCCACUAGUGGCGGUGAUGGCGGUGGCGGCGGCGACAGUGAUCAGCAGCAGCAGCAGCAGCAACCUCUACGUACAGUGCGCUGUGGAAGAAAGUAAAGAAGGGAGGAGAGCAUGCAACCAGAGAAGUGAACAGUGAGCUGCAGUUCGUAAACAUAUACAAACAAUUACAGAAGAAACAGAUCAACGCAUUGAAGAAGAAAACCGGUCAAACACAGAACUGCUAAACAAAUCGCCCGCUAAUUAGCAAGAGAUAACAAAAAUGCAAUCAAUAAUACCGGCGCGGCGCAAUAUGAAAGCUAAAGUACAAGAUUUUCUUCUAUUACAGCAAAGCAAACAAACAUGAAAGGUGUGCAACGUUUUGAUUUCUACUACAGCACUACUCAAAGAGGACUAUUUAAGUAAGAGCAAACAGACAAAAUAGAAACCGCAUGAAGCAAGCAAGUAAGCGUUAAUCGUUACAAGUGCGAAACAGAACAGCGAAGAAAAUCCUCAUGUAUAGAGCAAAGGCAGACGGACGGACAGACAUUAUGUGCAAACAUAGGAAAACAUAACACACGAAAAGAAUCCAUCCCUCUCUCUCUCUCUUUGUCUAUCCCCGGGAGUAGAGUUUUUAGUAGUGUUGUGGUACGAACCAGGAGGAGAGAUCUCACACUCGCGCGAGAUGUAGUAGCGAAAAGAAAAGCGGAAGUUCCAUUGCAUUUCUAUUUGUGUCCGAUAGUAAACAGAAAAAACAGGUAGACAGACGAUGCGUGGUGUACACGUGUGUGUGUGCGUGCGUGCGUGCGUGCGUGUUGUAUGUGCAUUUGAUAAGACGAAACACGAGAUAAGCUUCACACAUGCACACGUCAACACAUUCACAGUGUUAAAGAAGGAGAGAGAGAGAGAGUAAGUUGUAGUAUAUGCGCGCGUCGUCCUCGUCGUCCGCCGUGGCAUGCUGCGAUGGUGAUGACGAGGAUGACGAUCAGGAUAAAGCUGAUUGUACAGUUUAUCGCUCCGUAUAUUUACUUGGCUUUUAACCUAUCGGACGCGCUCCUCUCGAAUUGGUGUGUCGUAUCCUUUAUCGUGUACAUUUGACGAGACUGAUUCCAUUUGUUUUUUUUUUAUAAUUUAGUAAUUGUGCUAAUCAAUCGAUCGCGUUUAGGCGAGAGCGCAUCUUUUCCCCCUUUUUUGAUUUUGUUUUUGUUCGUUCUCCGGAGGCCUCCGCAAAAUAGAAAGCGCGUGUUAAUAUUCCUUUAACACAAACACAGAUGUACCCAGAGUUUUCCAUUCGUUCCUCUCUUCUGAUUAAUUAUUACGUACGUAUAUGCCGUGAAAUAUGGAUUUUUAAAGCUAACACUUUGGAAGGAAAAGAUGCGCGAAGCAACACGACGGAGGGCAAGGAUUUAAAAUGGGUUUAGCUUUUAUCAAUCGUGUACCGUACCGUGAACCCCCGUGAGGCCUCCUCGGCGGAGGUGUAUAGGCAUUGUGACAAAACGCAUAUAGAAGGAGCAGCAGCAAAAGGGGAUGAUGGGGGGGAUGUGAAAUGGGGCAAAAAUACUUUUACUACUAACACAAUCGAAAGCGGAAAAUUGUACUAUCCGGACCAAACUCGACGGAAACGUAAAAGAUAGGAGAACAAGCAGCAGAAACACACACACACAGUAUGCGUAUUAUAUGGUAUGAUGGCAGGUAACAAUGUACGGCUCUCCACUCAGCAAACGGCGAAGCAUUAAACAGGAUUAGUGAGAAGCAAGAAGCAUGUGAAACAUACGCAGAAAAAAUAUAUAAACCGUGUGAAAUGAUAA
Molecule: messenger RNA, 2561 nt
Organism: Anopheles stephensi (Asian malaria mosquito)
Lineage: Eukaryota; Metazoa; Arthropoda; Insecta; Diptera; Culicidae
Product: rRNA 2'-O-methyltransferase fibrillarin-like
Exons: 3
Coding region: 177-743 (188 amino acids)
Molecular function (GO): RNA binding
Source: RefSeq, a predicted model, not a curated record